AUGGUUGACAAACCGAGGGCGCAGCCUUUGAUAGAACAACUAAAUGGGUUGCUCAUUGCGUGGUCUAAGAAUGAGAAAUCGGCGGAACUUGCGGCUCAACUUGUUAAUUUGUACUUCCGCUUCAUGAUAACUGUUCACCACGACCUUGUGAUGCAGGAAGAUCAGGGCGCUCUCCAGGCGACCGCGGCGUGUAUUUCUGUGUGGGAAAUGUUGCACUUUCACAGCAGUUUAUUUGGGCCACUCCGUGGGUCCGCAAGGGCGUUUGUUGUGAGUCUUCUGACUGCAUUGUAUCCCAAAGCGAAGGAUCGCCGCUGCUUGUACCAGCACGUGGGUUGUGUUGGUGGCUUGGGAUCCCCACGUGUUCCACUCACCACCCAUCUUCCUAUGAGCGCGGAGGUGAUGAAAUGCAUAAGCGGUGAAAUUGACGAAACUGAUGCGUAUGACAACAUUGUGGCUUACGUGCAAAACACCGUGUCUGCAGAGGAGUGCAUCUUCGGUAGUCCUUCAGUGAAUGAACUAAAGGAAAAAGUGAAAACAUUCACGGAGUCUGUUCUUCCACGGAUUUAUUUUGCGAAGGACAAGAGCAAUACGGCGUCUGUUGGCAAAAUAUGCGAUAACGCGAUAAUAAUACCAUUGACUGGAGAGGCGUCCUCACCAAUGCGUUCAUACGAUGUACUGCAGCAGACCAUCUGGAAGUACCUGGUCCUUCUGCAUGCUUACAGCCCCGAAGACCGAAAUUCAUUGGGAAACUUCCUCACAACUUCUUCGUGGUCACAGAGGAGUGUGUGUCUAGCGGAUGACUUGAAGGUGACAUACGCUACCUUUGUGGGCCCAUUUGUCCAUGAGGCCGCUGUUUGCACUUCUCUCAUGCCCUCCGUCGCGAGUGACGCGGCUGAUAAUACUCCAAUGAUUCAUCCACGUCUACUGGAAGUGCUGUUGCAAAAAGAGAACUCCUCAGAGGAUUCUUCACUAGCUGGAGAAAACCUUACAGAGGCGUUUAUCCCCGAUCGACUCACUAGACGAACCGUUAGCAUGGCCCACGCCACGGCAGCAAGUAUGCGGGAGAUGCUUGUGGAAUCUAUUCCACAAGAGAUUGCAUUUUGCGACGAAAGUGCCUCAUGUCGUGAUUGUGACAAACUGACACAGCUGUGUCGCGGUGCUGUACUCUCACCAGUGGUGCAGGACACUGGUUCUGACGGCUUAUCGGACCGUGCUAUGAGGCGUAUGCUUUUUGACCGGAAACGAAGGCGCGAUGACGAUUUUUACGAAGGCCCUGUGCUUUUACCGGUUGCCUCGAGCCUUUCCGAGAUGCUUGAUGAGAAGGUGACGAAAAAGUCACUCUCUACUCUGGAGCGCAUUGCUUCCUCCUGA
Trypanosoma grayi is the source of this 1371-nucleotide messenger RNA. RefSeq names its product 3-methylcrotonyl-CoA carboxylase. The transcript has a single exon. The coding region runs from base 1 to 1371 and encodes 456 amino acids. NCBI's taxonomy places the organism in Eukaryota, Euglenozoa, Kinetoplastea, Trypanosomatida, Trypanosomatidae. The record is from RefSeq and is a predicted model, not a curated record.